This is a messenger RNA of Salarias fasciatus (jewelled blenny), 1739 nucleotides long. RefSeq names its product TatD DNase domain containing 3 (gene tatdn3). Gene Ontology annotation, molecular function: hydrolase activity, acting on ester bonds. Lineage: Eukaryota; Metazoa; Chordata; Actinopteri; Blenniiformes; Blenniidae. The transcript is spliced from 10 exons. Bases 87 to 905 code for a protein of 272 amino acids. The record is from RefSeq and is a predicted model, not a curated record.
UGUUAGCGGCGGUGCUAAAACAAGUCACAAAUUACAAAUUUUCAAUCAUUAUAUUUAUAGUUAGGACUCUUUUUCCGACAUUUUAAAUGGAGUAUGGCUUCGUGGACUGUCACUGUCACAUAUCCGCUCAUGAAUUCGAGGAGGAUGUGGAUGAUGUGAUCAAGAGGUCCAGAGAGGCUGGUGUAAAGACUCUGAUUGCAGUUACAGAAGAAAUCGGAGAGUUUGACCGAGUUCUUCAGCUGCAGAAAAGCUAUCCGGAUCUGGUGGCUCCGUGUUUCGGGAUCCACCCACUGCAGCCUGAGCGCCGCAGCGUGAAGCCACAGGAUCUGCACGCUGCUCUGCCUCAGUUUUAUAACCACAGAGAGCAGCUGGUCGCCAUCGGAGAGAUCGGGUUGGACUUCACGCCGUGGUGCGCCUCCAGCCAGCAGGACAGAGACGACCAGAUGAAAGUCUUCGUCGAACAGCUCGACGUCGCAAAGGAGCUGGACCUGCCUGUAAACGUCCACACGCGAUCCGCGGCCAGGGUCGCCAUAGAGACCAUGAGGGAGCGAGGCGUCAGCCGAGCUCUGCUGCACAACUUUGCCGGGAAGCCCUCGGUGGCGCUGGAAGGCGUGAAGGCCGGGUUCCUCUUCUCCUUCCCCCCGGCGGUCUGCACAAACCCGCAGAGGGAGAAGCUCAUCAGGCAGAUCCCGCUGGAGCACAUCUGCCUGGAGACCGACUCUCCUGCUCUGGGGCCAGACCGACACGAGCGGAACGAGCCCGGGAACAUCGGCCUGUGCUGCAGCUACAUCGCUGAGGUCAAAGGUCUUUCGCCACAGAGCGUCCGGACCGUCACGGCCCAGAACGCCUACAGGCUCUUCCCCAAGGCCCGACCUGCAGACAGGACUCCAGACACGCUUCGAUGAGGAGGUCAACGUGAUUUUAAUGUGUAAAGAACCCCCGAGCAGUGUUUGAUUUCACCAUUCAGACUCUUUUCAUUGAUACUUGGAGGAGAACGUUCACACAAGACUGACAGGGACAAACACAGGUGCAUCUCUGCUGCAAAAACAAAUGUGUUGAGACCUUGAAAACUUGUGAAAUUAAAUGUUUGGAUCUGCUCCAGGCCUCGUUUCAAGUGACAAUGCGUCGUUUUUUACGUUUUAGUUUUGCGUUGCUUGUUGCUCUGAACCUCGUGUAAACAGACGCCCAAAACACUGCGAGAAUGUCGCAUUUUCACUUGAAAAUGUUGUAAACCGGCCUUAGAUACUGCAUUCGGCUGCGUACUUCUGCCAUAAUCGCCCGAAUCACCACCACUCAGAUCGUUAGACGCCGGAGACUCUGAUGUGUGUCUGCAGGAUCUGACCGAGUGGAACAUCUGGGAGCGAUCAUCACACCAGGUGACAUUUAUCUGGAAGACAGAGACAAAAAGACAGCGUCAAAAUGCGACAUAUUCUUCUGCAUGUGACAUUUUACAUUCUUGCAUGUUUGGUUUCAUGGAAAACUCUGACAUAAAAUGAAGUUCAUUCUGACGUUUUGCUUCAGGAUAGUUAUUUUCUCUUUUCUUCUCUGUGUAAUUCAGCAUUCAAUAAGCUGCUUUAGGCCCUGUUCCUACAAAAAAAAUAAGUGAAGAGACAAUUUGUUUUAAUUUUCAGAGAAAUUAAAAAAAAAGCAUUUCUAGGUGAUCCCAAACACCCAAAAUAAUUCCUGUUUUGAAUUAAAUGUCACGUAAACAGAAUCUUGGAUAAACAGCAGCUCUGCUA